Messenger RNA from Manis javanica (Malayan pangolin), 2340 nucleotides. RefSeq names its product tumor protein p53 inducible protein 3 (gene TP53I3). NCBI's taxonomy places the organism in Eukaryota, Metazoa, Chordata, Mammalia, Pholidota, Manidae. The record is from RefSeq and is a predicted model, not a curated record. Gene Ontology annotation, molecular function: quinone reductase (NADPH) activity; quinone binding; NADPH binding.
CGUUUACAUCUCCCUUCCGCCAGGCCUGGAGUCACAUUGAGAUUCAUAGACUUUUAGAGAUUUAGAGGAUCCCUCGCAACUCUGGGGCUUCUGGUGCCCAAGGAGACUGAGACUGAUUGAGGGUUUAGAUCCUCCAUGGCUCAGUCUGACCUCCCUGGGCCACAGCUAGUACUUUGGCCCGUUCCCCUCAGUCACCUCAGGAGCCCCUCAUAUUUGUGUGAAGCCAUGGGGACCUCACCCUUACCCUGCUAGUGGGCUGGUCUCCCGUCCUGGUGUAAGGAAGCUUUGGUGAAGCAUUCAAAGAGCAGAUCAUAUCCCACUUCUCACUGGGCGUGCUGUGCACCUGUCGCCUGUCACAGAUAAAGUCUUCACCAUGAGUGUGGUGCAAAAGGCCCACUGUCAUGGGGAGGCCAACCAGUACGUGGGAGAAAUUAUCAGAAGGAGGGCGGACUUGAUAAGGGUCCCAAGACUGCAUUUACCUUCCUUUUCUCUCAGUAGCACCCAGCUUGCCCUCAGGAUGCCUGCCCACAGGAAGAGUAGGUUGCCAGACCAGUGGCGUAAAAGGGCUAAGAGCCUGGCCUCACUGGGCCCUCCAAGCGUUCGGAAGUACUCCUAGGGGGAGAAGUCUUCUCUCAAAGUGAGAGCCAAACAGCAGGUCCUGCCAGGCCCGGAGAAAGACCAGUUUCCAGUGGCUAAAGGAAGAGAAAAUCUGAUUUGCCUGCACUAGCUUUGCAUUUGAAAGGAGGAGAAGAGUGGAGGGCUGGUUCGGUCGGCCCCACCCCUGGCCCCGGCCCUGCCCCGACUCCCAGGCCCCUCCGGACGGCCGAGGCUGUCCCGGGCUCCGGCGUGGGCCCCGCCCCGAGGCUGAACGAGGCUGACCGCGCCGCCCGCAGGGGAGGACCCGGCCCGCAGCAAGUAAGUCACGCGGGCUCCGGCCGGCGAGCUGGGCCUGGCGGCGGAUCCCAACUCCCCGGGGUGUACUUGGCCGCAUGCUCUUCAGGUGUAACUGCUCCACCGCAGCCACCCGGCACGGCCAUCUGCACUUCCUCCGGCCCCCGUCUGUGGCCUCUGUCGGGGCCCGUCUGGAGCAGCAGGGACCCGGGAGGAGGGCGGGGGCUUCGGGCUCCCUGCCUGGCCCCACUUGUCCUCAGAGAACAUGUUAGCUGUGCACUUUGACAAGCCGGGAGGAACAGAAAACCUCUCCGUGAAGGAGGUGGCCAAGCCAAGCCCAGGAGCGGGUGAAGUCCUCCUGAAGGUGGCGGCCAGCGCCCUGAACCGGGCGGACUUACUCCAGAGACAAGGCCAGUAUGCUCCACCCCCGGGAGCUAGCAGCGUUCUGGGACUCGAAGCAUCUGGAUAUGUUGCAGAGCUGGGGCCCGGAUGCCAGGGGCAGUGGAAGAUUGGGGACCCAGCCAUGGUUCUGCUGCCUGGAGGGGGCCAGGCUCAGUAUGUCACAGUCCCCGAAGGGCUCCUUAUGCCCAUCCCAGCAGGACUGACCCUGCUCCAGGCUGCAGCCAUCCCAGAGGCCUGGCUCACUGCCUUCCAGCUGUUACAUCUCUUGGGAAACAUUCAGGCUGGAGACUCUGUGCUAAUCCAUGCAGGAGCAAGUGGUGUGGGCACAGCUGCCAUCCAACUUGCCCGAAUGGCUGGAGCUAUUCCUCUAGUCACGGCUGGCUCCCAGCACAAGCUUCAAGUGGCAGAAAAGCUCGGAGCAGCUGCUGGAUUCAAUUACAAAGAAGAGGAUUUUUCUGAAGCAACACUGAAAUUCACCAAAGGUACUGGAGUCAAUCUUAUUCUAGACUGCAUAGGUGGAUCCUUCUGGGAGAAAAAUGUCAAGUGCCUAGCUCUUGAUGGUCGCUGGGUUCUCUAUGGUUUGAUGGGAGGAGCUGACAUCAAUGGGCCUCUCUUUUCAAAGCUGCUUUUUAAACGAGGAAAUCUGAUCACCAGUCUGCUGCGAUCCAGGGACAAAAAGUACAAGCAAAUGCUGGUGAAGGCUUUCACAGAACAAAUUCUGCCCCACUUCUCCACGGAGGGCCCCCAACGUCUCCUGCCUGUUUUGGACAGAGUCUACCCUGUGACUGAAAUCCAAGAGGCCCACGCAUACAUGGAGGCUAACAAGAACGUGGGCAAAAUCGUCCUGGAGCUACCACAAUGAAGGAGGGAGCAACACAGAAUGCGGAUACCGCUGGCCUUCCCAGAACAAACUUGGAGAAAAUUCACAGCAUGCAGGAAAGAGACCGGGAGCUACUGCAGACCCCCCUGUAACCCAUUGGUCCUCCCGGGCCUCAUGAACAGACCUAUAUAAACCUGGGCUAAGAAAAUAAAAAGAGUGGAUUUGAA